AAAAUCAAUGCACAAAUCUUAUAGUUGCCUCCGUAGUUUUCACACAUUACAUACUUUCGAGUCGAAUCCGUCAGUGUUCGCCAUGUAGCUACAAUCGUCGACACCACUAAUCCGAAAAAUUCGAAAAUACAAGGUUUUACAAAAAGCCAGCUUUGUUGUUACAUAGAUACACAAAACGGUAUAAAUGGAUCAAAUAUCAAUAUUUACCUCUGAUAAUGCUGUAUAAAGCUAGCAGCGGGCCGCGGGCCCUUCGAAUUGGCCUAUAGAAGAAGCUGGUCAUUGUUGUAGUCGGAUUGGUUUUGCUCUUUAGAACUGUGCUCUUUAUAACGUACAUGGGCUCUGUUAAGCUCCGUCAACGUGCUAAUAGUUUAGGUUGCAGAUCCAAUGCAGGUGCACUGCGUGGCGUUUGCGUAUAAAAAGCGAAAGGGAAAAAAAAACCAGUGACGACGUGCAAAUCGACCACGCUCUGUUUAGGACUGACCUAAUUGAAUACCAAGGGUGGCUAUCGUUAAGUUGCCAAAAGUUGUAUUACCAUUUUCACGUUUCGUCAGCGUUUCGGCGAUCUCCAACUGGAUUCAAGAUGCUUGGGUGUUACUCCUCUGUCUAAGUUUUCGGCGUAUCACAUGAGAAUGUCGGACUCGUCAGAACAGCUCGGGACAUCAGUGAGCACUUCACCUGCGGCUUCAACAACCGAACGCUCUCGUAAACGUCAGAAACCCGAAGCGGAAGGUAAUCCAGCACAUGGCGUUGCUAGUAACCUUGCGGUGCCCCUUAAGGAACAGCACAGCGAUGAUACGCCGGCGAAAAAGCCCCGUACGUCGCUUUCGUCAGUCAAACGCUGCCCCGUAUGUAAAGGGAAAUUAAAACUAGUAUCAUUUACGUGCAGAUGCGGUUCCGAAUUCUGCCAGAGACAUCGUAACCCCGAGGAUCACGACUGUGACUUCGAUUAUCGGGAUUUAGGCAAACAGGAAUUAAUGAAAAAUAAUCCUAUCAUUCGGCCGAAAAAAAUAACAAAGCUGUAAUCGUUUCAAGGCUACCUGGGUCUGGAGCAGUUGUGGGUGGGCAUCGCAUUUCGUCCAAUGUAGAACGUGCUGCAGCACAUAUGUGAAUAUUAUGGAGGUAGAGGUGUGAAGUAAACAAAAACGAUCUUAGGAUGCAACUAAUGAUGAUGAUUAGAAGUAUACCUACUGUAAUCGUCGUACCACCGAAUUAUGUUGUGCCCCGGUAUUAUUAUGAUUAGUAUUUAGUUAAAUAGAACAGAUACGAGACUCUUUACGUGUGGUAUAAUAGGCACAGGCUGAUAUACCAACUACUGUGCCACAGCACCAAAAUCAUGACUGCUGUAAAUUGUAUAUAACGGUUUCGCAAUCACACACAAAAUACACAUGUACACACAUACAGAUAUACAUAUAUAUAUAUAUAUAUAUAACAGUACAGCCAGUUAAAGACACACAUCCAUAACAGAGUAUAAAUACAUAAUUAGAUAGGCCAAAUUUGUGAAACAUAGCAUCAUUGAUCACAUGUUAUUGGGCCAUGCCGGUUUUCGUGUAAGCUACAUCAUAGAUAAAGAAGAACUGAAGUUAUGAUACAGAAGCCCUGCACCAUCGUAUCUGAUGAAUAAACUGUGUACUUUUAGUUCAA
Varroa destructor (honeybee mite) is the source of this 1641-nucleotide messenger RNA. RefSeq lists its product as uncharacterized. The record is from RefSeq and is a predicted model, not a curated record. Lineage: Eukaryota; Metazoa; Arthropoda; Arachnida; Mesostigmata; Varroidae. Gene Ontology annotation, molecular function: zinc ion binding.